GCAGCGUGAAGGCCACUGGGAGCUGUAGUCAAAGUUGUAUUGAAGCAGGUGAUUUGCUGUGUUAAGUCACUACAGUACCCACACACAGCGCACACAGGGCCGACCCUCCAGAGGAGGAGAAAUACAAGUGAACCCACGGGGCUCAGCGGAGAAUUCAAGCCGUGAACUCCGAGAAUGACUGGGGGGACGCAGCUGCGGAGGCGUGGGGGGCCGUACAAGACGGAGCCCGCCACAGACCUGACUCGCUGGAGGCUGACCAACGUUGAGGGAAGACAAACAUGGCGCUAUGUGAAAGAUCAAGACUCCCCAGACAGAGAGCAGACCAUGCUGGAAGCCCACUCACUAGGCUUGGAUACGAGCAGGUACAUGCCUGGCUCCCCAGCUGCCCAUACAGCUGUGGACGCAGCACUGAAGGCAAUGCACUUCUACAGUCACCUCCAGGCCGAGGACGGCCACUGGGCAGGGGACUAUGGUGGACCUCUCUUCCUGCUCCCAGGUCUCUUGAUCACAUGCCAUGUGGCUAACAUCCCUCUGGACGCAGCGUGGAAGAAGGAGAUGGUGAGGUACCUGCGCUCUGUCCAGCUGCCAGACGGAGGCUGGGGCUUACAUAUUGAAGAUAAGUCUACAGUGUUUGGUACAGCACUCAGCUACACCUCACUAAGGAUCUUGGGAGUGGAACCUGAUGACCCCGACAUGGUUCGUGCCAGGAACAACCUACACAGCAAAGGAGGAGCUGUGGGAAUUCCAUCCUGGGGUAAAUUCUGGUUGGCCAUCUUAAAUGUGUACAGUUGGGAAGGAAUGAACACACUCCUACCAGAGAUGUGGUUGUUCCCCACUUGGAUGCCAGCACAUCCCUCUACCCUGUGGUGCCACUGUCGCCAGGUGUACCUCCCCAUGAGCUACUGCUACGCUGUCAGGCUGACCGCCCAGGAGGACGCGCUGGUCCUCAGCCUCAGAGAGGAGCUGUAUGUCCAGGACUAUGGCACCAUUGACUGGCCGGCUCAGAGGAACAAUGUGGCAGCAUGUGACAUAUACACACCUCACAGCACACUGCUCUCCGUAGCCUACAUGGUGAUGAACGUGUAUGAGGCCCACCACAGCACUGCACUGAGACAGAGAGCCGUCAAAGAGCUGUAUGAGCACAUACAAGCUGAUGACCGCUUCACAAAAUGUAUCAGCAUUGGACCAAUCUCAAAGACCAUCAACAUGCUGGUACGCUGGUAUGUGGAUGGUCCCGCCUCUCCUGCCUUUCAGGAGCAUGUGUCCCGGAUCCCCGACUACCUCUGGUUGGGACUGGAUGGCAUGAAAAUGCAGGGCACCAAUGGAUCUCAGCUUUGGGACACUUGCUUUGCUGUACAGGCUUUCCUUGAGGCGGGAGCCCAGGACAACCCCAGACUACUCAAGUGCCUUCAACAUGCCCAUCAGUUCCUCACCGUCACACAGAUACCCGAGAAUCCUCCUGAGUACCAGAAGUACUACAGACAGAUGAACAAGGGAGGCUUCCCCUUCAGCACCCGGGACUGUGGCUGGAUGGUGGCCGACUGCACAGCCGAGGGCCUGAAGUCAGUGAUGCUGCUGCAGGAGCUCUGUCCCUCCGUUGGCCAGCCGGUCCCCUCAGAGCGCCUCUGUGAUGCUGUCAGUGUGCUGCUAAACAUGAAAAAUGCAGACGGUGGUUUUGCCACAUAUGAAACCAAGAGAGGAGGGAGACUUCUGGAGCUGCUAAACCCCUCCGAGGUGUUUGGUGACAUCAUGAUAGACUACACCUAUGUGGAGUGCACAUCAGCAGUGAUGCAGGCCCUGAGGCAUUUCCAGAAGGCACACCCUGAGCAUCGUGCUGAGGAGAUAAGGUCCACUCUAAGAGAAGGACUGGAUUACUGCAGGAGGGUGCAGAGGCCUGAUGGAUCAUGGGAAGGGUCCUGGGGAGUGUGCUUCACUUACGGAAUUUGGUUUGGCCUUGAAGCGUUUGCGUGUAUGGGUCACAUCUACAAGGAUGAGGAUGUGUGUGUGGAGGUGCAGAGAGCCUGUGAGUUCCUGCUGGAGCGACAGAUGUCAGACGGAGGUUGGGGGGAGGACUUUGAGUCAUGCGAGCAGCGGCGCUACAUCCAGAGCAGCAGCGCUCAGAUCCACAACACCUGCUGGGCUCUGCUGGGCCUCAUGGCUGUCAGGCAUCCUGACAGCCAAGCCAUUGAGAGAGGAAUACAGCUGCUGAUUGACAAGCAGCUGCCCAAUGGGGACUGGCCCCAGGAGAAUAUCCCGGGUGUCUUCAACAAGAGCUGUGCUAUCAGCUACACCUCCUAUAGAAACGUCUUCCCCAUCUGGGCUUUGGGACGCUUCUCAGCCCUUUACCCCUCCAGCCCCCUGGCCGGGAAGGUCAAGCUCUGAUGACCCUCAAAAGGUCAAGUUUAUUCUGACUGAACACCCGGAUUUGGAAGCAAAGACCAUGCCUCCUACCAAAGGAAAGAUGCAGAGCUGUUACUCAAUAUGUAUGUUUCUGUGCUUCAGCUCUUUUUUGACUGAAAAGAUGACACAGCACUGAUACAGUACCCAUCAGGAAAACACACUGCAGUCAGACCAAGGUCAAAUAGCAUUUGCAAGUAAUUGUUCAACAGGAUAAUAUAAUGAGUGCCAGGAAGUUUAGACUGUAUGUAGAAAUUAUCUAAAAAAAUCACUUGAGUGUAUGUUUUUAUGACAACUUAUCUGAUACUAUCUGAACUGUCCUGAUUCUUUACUAAUUGACUCUGGUCUCUGCUUGUCAGUGUAAUUUGUAAGUGCAGCUCUUGUAUUAGCUGACAAGUUGACAUUCCAACAUGGCUCAUUUCCCAGAGCAAUAUUUCCACAGUGUGCAGACACCGCUGCUUCUUGAGACACAUGUAAGGGUGCCUUAUUUUGAUAUGACGUGUAUGAAAGCAUUCAUUUUGAUGUUGUCUCAUAUCCAUGUCCUCUACCAGUAAAUAUCAAUACAGAGUAAAUCAUUUUUCUUUCGAA
This is a messenger RNA of Myripristis murdjan (pinecone soldierfish), 2985 nucleotides long. RefSeq names its product lanosterol synthase (2,3-oxidosqualene-lanosterol cyclase) (gene lss). NCBI's taxonomy places the organism in Eukaryota, Metazoa, Chordata, Actinopteri, Holocentriformes, Holocentridae. The transcript has 22 exons. Gene Ontology annotation, molecular function: lanosterol synthase activity. The record is from RefSeq and is a predicted model, not a curated record. Gene Ontology annotation, cellular component: lipid droplet. Bases 175 to 2382 code for a protein of 735 amino acids. Gene Ontology annotation, biological process: cholesterol biosynthetic process; triterpenoid biosynthetic process.